AUGGGCGGCGCAGCAUUUGCUCAUGCGGUGGCACAAGGACAACCGACACUGCGAACUCCGCGGAUGACACCAGAGACAUAUGAACGCUUAAAGACCAUCUACCUACAGCGCUUGGCGGAGUUCUUUCCAAAUUGCCGUGUCACUCAACUGCGAGAGGCUCCAGGCAAAGCUGAUUAUGGCGAUAUCGAUUUCAUUGUCGCCUCGGAUGGCCCGCUGGAUGCCACUCAACUUGCGACUGCUCUUGGAGCAGCUGGCUUCUUGUCGUACGGUGGUCUACAUAUGCUGGCUGUAGCCCUCGACGGCGAGAAACACACCGAACCGCCAAUAAGGUACACUAACGUCCACUCAAACAAGGGUCGACAGGCGUCACCGAUACAGAGCGAGUUGGAGUAUGCGCAGAUUGACAUCGACUUGAUUGAGCCAGCUUUAUUCGACUGGCAUGCUUUUUAUGCUUCAUAUGGCGACUUGUCGGGCUUGCUUGGGCAGAUUGUCCACAAUCUAGGGUUCACGGUGAGCGAUAGAGGUCUAUUCCUUCGUCUCAAAGAGCUCGAAGAUGCGAAAGCAAAGGCAAGCGAAUUUCACUUGCGCGUCACAGAUCGGCAGGGCUUGUUAUUUCUUUCGAAUGAUCCAGACCAUGUCAUGCAAUUCCUCGGCCUCAAUGUUGCGCAAUAUCACUCCACCUUCGACUCUGUGGACGAAUUCUACGCCUGGCUCGCAACAUGCAGGCUGCUCACUCCAGAUUAUGUGGGUAACUUGCAGUACAAGCGCAAAGACACAUCGAAUCAGCGUCAAAAGGAGCACAAACGAUCAAUGAUCACAAGCUUCUUCAAAGAUUAUCUGCCAUUGCAUAUGGAGCUAGAGGUUAGCGACCUCGAUGAUUCGGCAACCUGGAAAGACGAUCUUGCAAGGCGAAGGCAGGAAUGGCGCGAGGAGGCUGUUUCGUUCUUCGAUAAGCGGGAAGAAGUUGACAAGCUUCGAGACGACCUUGCCAUUUCUAUCGCAAACCAGACUGCCGAUUAUCUGAUCAAGCCGAUGGUGGCAAAACACUACGACGGAGGCGAGAAAAAGGUCGCUGAAAUUGUCAAAGCCAUUCGUCGAUGGGUGGGCUUUGACGGUGGCCAACCAAAGAUUUUGGCACACAAACAUAGCGAUGAAGAAUCGCAGUUGCGAUUCUGGCUGGAUGGCGACGCUCUCAGAAAUUCAGCUGCUGUGGACGACUGGCUUCGGGACAAUUGGGAACAAUGCAGGGCAUUGGAGCGAGGGAAGACAGAGCCAGAAUUGGCUGCUGCUGUGAAGUGA
This is a messenger RNA of Cercospora beticola, 1299 nucleotides long. RefSeq lists its product as uncharacterized. NCBI's taxonomy places the organism in Eukaryota, Fungi, Ascomycota, Dothideomycetes, Mycosphaerellales, Mycosphaerellaceae. The record is from RefSeq and is a predicted model, not a curated record.